AAAAAUUGGUUCGUCUUUGGGUGCAUCGCGCAGUGAUUUUACUUUUGUUCCGAAGAAAACGGAAAUCUUUUUCCACCGGAAACAAUCCGUACUCGUGCCGCGAUGGCUUUGUCCAAUGUGCUCAUCCUGAGCCAGGUGGCCGGUCAUGUCAUCGGUCUGAUCCUGUCGCUGUGCAUGUUCAUUCCGCUGUCGGUUCACGUCCACUCGUUCAAUGGUCACUGUUUGCUGUUCGCCACCGGGACCUGGCAGGAAAAGGAUGGCCUGUUUGACGUGAGGUGGCCAUCGGAGGCCUACUGCAACUAUCCGAUCCUGGUGGGUGUGGCGUUGUUUGUGAUUGCCGGGUUGCAGAUCUAUCGAUUGGCCAUUCUGGUGUACCGGGAGCUGGAAAGUUCCUUCCUGGCACUGUUCUUCGAUGUGGUCUUCAGCGUUAGCUUAUGCGCGAUGACGGUCGUGGCGGCGAUUAUCAUCACGCUCGGGUUUAUGACCUGGUGCGGCGAUAUGACCGAACGUUUUCCAUCAUGCGAGAUAGCCGACGGGCAGAACAUCACCAACGUAGAGCUGAACAUUUCCACCUCGGGCUUCUACAUCGAGAUGGGGACGGCCCAGUUCGGAGCGUGGGCCUCGUUUGCCACCUGGGUCGGUUUGUCGGUGUUUGCCCUGCUGAAACUCAUCAACAACCACCAGCUGCGGAACAUGAAGGUGUCGAUGUACAUCGAACGCCAGCGGCUAGUCAACGAGGAUGUGUACCGGGGAACGACCUCGGAAUUGCCAGGCGGUCCAGGUGGUGCCGGCAUUGUAGCAGGUUCUCCCGGUGAGAACCAGCUCGAUUGAAGCAACACUCAACUGUGUUUAGGUAGAUGGGCUCGAGCAACGUAAUCGAAUCAAUUAAAACUGACUUUAUCCCA
This is a messenger RNA of Aedes albopictus (Asian tiger mosquito), 905 nucleotides long. RefSeq names its product transmembrane protein 179. The transcript has 4 exons. The record is from RefSeq and is a predicted model, not a curated record. Lineage: Eukaryota; Metazoa; Arthropoda; Insecta; Diptera; Culicidae. The coding region runs from base 103 to 831 and encodes 242 amino acids.